AUGCAGACAACGCAAAGUGCUCAUCUCCCUACGGAGAUCCUCCUUGUCAUUGCUGAAAUGCUUUGGCAUGAUGAGAUGUUUGAUCGUGGUGGUAUGAUAUUGAUGGAUAGGCAAAGGAGCUUCCACAGUUUUUGCCUGGUCUCCCGCCAGUGGUACUCGGUUGGGAUAUCCUAUCUCUACGACUGCCCUCAACUCUGGAAAGGCAACAAAUUCGCCCAAUUCACCAACACUGUGAGCCCGCCUCUUGGUGUCAAGAAAAGCAAAGUCGACCUCGGAUCGCUAGUCAAAGUCUUGCAUCUGGGUUCUCUAGUUCAUCAGAGUUCGAACAGCCAAACGUCACGGCUACUGGGUCGUGUCAAGAAAGGCUUGACCGUAUUUGUGGCUCCGCAAACUGGAAUUGGUGUCAACAGCCUUGCAUCAAUCUCAAAGUGUCAAAACCUGGUGCAUCUUGAUUUGACGCUAGCUCGAGGUGGCGCAAUCGAAUUCUCACGCCUAAAAAAGACUGUCAGCAAUCUUCCAGACCUUCAAACUCUUCAAUUGCCGUCUAGCAUGGUGAUCACCCACACCAAUCACUCAGCAGGAGCUUGGCCACCAAAGCUCUAUUCCAUGACAAUCGGAGGAUCCCUUAAUCCUCACGUCAUGGAUGCGUUUGACUGGCCCUCCAAUCUCCGCCAACUAAUAUUGAAACGCACCAAGAAUUUGGACAUCCCAGAUUUUGAGAGCUUACUUUUCAACGAUCAGCUACUUGAAAAGCUCGAAAGUCUUACUCUAGACAACGAGAACACAAACAUGUUCUCAAGUUUAGAUUUGGAAUCGACCGUUCUAUACCUCCUUCGGAAUCUGACUUAUCUCAAAAUGCCCUUGGACUUUGCGGAAUGGCUAUGCAUACUUCCCAUUCCCAACGGCCUGUCACCACUGUCUCUCCGAGUAUUGGAGCUGACGCAUCCAUACUUUGACAAUCAAGUUCGUGUCGACUUUUCAAGAGAGCUUAAAACGGCUUUAAAUGAAAAUCUCCGCAAUAUAUGGGCUUUGGGGGUUGGGGAAACCUGCCUGAAGUACAUCAAAGAUGCCUACAAGAAGAUCGAUAACGAGAUCUGGAAACAUGUGGAGGAGAGCUCGGAUGACGAACUUGACAAGCUGGCUAUCGAAGACUUGGGAAUUUACACCAUCGAUGAUGAUCCCAUAGUUUAG
Penicillium cataractarum is the source of this 1191-nucleotide messenger RNA. RefSeq names its product F-box domain protein. Lineage: Eukaryota; Fungi; Ascomycota; Eurotiomycetes; Eurotiales; Aspergillaceae. The transcript is spliced from 2 exons. The coding region runs from base 1 to 1191 and encodes 396 amino acids. The record is from RefSeq and is a predicted model, not a curated record.